Messenger RNA from Talaromyces amestolkiae, 1557 nucleotides. RefSeq lists its product as uncharacterized. NCBI's taxonomy places the organism in Eukaryota, Fungi, Ascomycota, Eurotiomycetes, Eurotiales, Trichocomaceae. Gene Ontology annotation, cellular component: membrane. The record is from RefSeq and is a predicted model, not a curated record. Gene Ontology annotation, molecular function: transmembrane transporter activity. The transcript is spliced from 10 exons. Gene Ontology annotation, biological process: transmembrane transport. Bases 1 to 1557 code for a protein of 518 amino acids.
AUGGUCGACGAAACGAAAAAGACAGAUGUUGAAGAGGUCGCUCACCAUGCUGAAUACCCACGUAUUGAUGAUACUGAUCUAAAAGGCCAGUUGGAUGUUGGUGCCCAGGCCCUCGCUGGCCAGGACCUGACCUACACAAAAGAAGAGGCUCGCAAGCUCGUUCGCAAAAUUGACUGGCAUCUCAUGCCACUUGCUGCCUGGGCUUGUGGUCUUCAAUUCGUGGACAAAUCCGGUCUCGGUGCAGCAGCUACUUAUGGACUACAAAAAGAUUUGGGUCUCACAGGCAACGAGUAUUCCUGGUGUGUCUCGAUUUUCUACUUCGGUUACAUUGCUGGUACUUUCUUUUCCGGGCGAGCUAUGCAAAGGUUCCACGCCGGAAAGUACAUCGGCCUUAACUUUUUUGUUUGGGGUUGCACUCUCCUCGGAUGCAUGGCAGCAAAAAAUUAUUCAACUUUGCUCGCGCUGCGAUUUCUUCUUGGCAUCUUCGAAUCUUGCGUCGUUCCCGGUCUCAGCCUGAUUACUGGAAUGUGGUAUACUCAGGAAGAAAAGCCGUUUCGCUUUGGUCUUUGGACCGUGACAAAUGGCGCAAUGCCUGUGCCUUUCCUAGUGAUCUACUACGGUCUUGGUCAUGUCACGACAGGCCCUGUUCAAUCGUGGCAUCUCAUUUUCUUACUAAUCGGACUACUUAGUUGCGUGACCGGAAUUGCUCUUUGGUUCUUCUUACCAGACUCUCCGGUCAGCGUGUCAUGGCUCAACGACAGGGAAAAGGCUAUUGCUGUUAAGCGUGUUUCAGACGACCAACUCGGUGUCAAGAAUGAGACUUUCAAGUGGGAACACGUAAAGGAUGCUGCGAUCGAUUAUCGUUGUUGGUUGAUGGUGCUCCAGAUGUUCUUCAGUCAAGCUGCUGGAAGCGUAACAACGAACUUUCUGGGUAUCAUCAUCAAGGGCUUCGGUUACACUGCACUAAAAGCCCAACUAUACACCGCGCCAAACUACGCUGUCCAAGCCGUCAUGCAAAUGCUUAUUUCCGGCUUGCCGACUUUCGUGCCCGCUCUUCGUAACUGGAAGCAGCCUCUCGCAUGCCUAUCCAGCUGCGUCGCCGUUGCUGGUGUCGCCAUCCUUUAUAUCACCCCCCCAUUAAUGGAGUACGGGCACCGUCGACUUGCCGGUUGUAUUAUGAUUUCCUUCUCGGGCGUGAACUAUACUGUUAUUAUGUCCGUUAUCUCCUCAAAUGUGGGCGGUUUCACCAAGAAACAAGUCGUCACAUCAACAGCGUUUCUCUUGUACUGCAUUACGAAUAUCAUCACACCUCAGACUUUCCAGGGCUCCGAAGCUCCUUACUACCACACCGGACUUGGAUUUGUACUUGCCUUCCUGUCGCUCUACGUCACAACAAGCAUGUCAACCUGGCUCCUCAUGGGCAUCGAAAACAAGCGUCGAGACAAGAAAGCGCUUAGCGAUGUCAGCUAUGCAACAGGCAACUCGAACCUAGACGUUCUUUCUGGUCUUCGGGAUGAAACUGACGUGGAAAACAAACACUUUCGGUAUUCUGGAUAG